CAGAAAGAGAGAGAGAGAGAAAGAAAGAGAGAAGAAGAAGAAAGGUAUCUAUCUCACUACAAUUCCGGGCGCCACCGUUUCUUCAGGAGCCCAAGCCGGGAGCCUCCCAGCCCAAAAGAAUAACGACACCAACAAGCUCAAGCUAAAGCUAGGCACACCAACGAAGAAGAAAAAAGAAAGAAAUGUCGAUGUCGAUGUCCAUGUCGUCGGGGUCGGGCUCCUCCUCCGCAGGCGGCGGCGGAGCCUCGUCGAACUCCCCGUGCGCGGCGUGCAAGUUCCUCCGCCGGAAGUGCACCCAGGAGUGCAUCUUCGCACCUUACUUCCCUCCCGACCAGCCCCAGAAGUUCGCCAGCGUCCACAAGGUGUUCGGCGCCAGCAACGUCGCCAAGCUGCUGAAAGAGCUGACGGCGGCGCAGCGCGAGGACGCCGUCAACUCCCUCGCCUACGAGGCCGAGGAGCGCCUCCGCGACCCGGUGUACGGGUGCGUGGGUCUCAUCUCCAUCCUCCAGCACCGCCUGAAGCAGCUCCACCACGACCUCGACGCCGCCAGGAAGGAGCUCGCCAACUACAUCGGGCCCCACCACCACGCCAUGCUCUCCCUCCACCACCACCACCACCAACACAUGGUCGGUUCUGCUGCCGCGGCCAACAACCAUCACCACCACUCGUUCGUGCUGCAGCAGCAACAACAUCAGGCUGCUGCUGCUGCACAGAUGAUGGACGGCCACGUGGUCCCCACAGCGACCACGGCCGUCCAGAACUAUCCUUACCACCAUCACCAGCAGCAGGAGAUGGUGGCGAGGUUUAACGGAGGGUAUGGAGGUAUGGUGCCCGCUGCCGGCGGUGGGUUUAACCAGAUUGGGAAUGGAGGUGUGGUGACAUCGUCUGGAUUAGGGUUGGGGAAUAAUUACGAGAUGCAGACUGAUAAUUACAUUAAUCAGCAGCACAAUCAGAACCAGAACCAGAACAAUGAGCAUGAUCAGGCGGCGCAGGUGUUUUUUCAGACCCACCAGCAGGAGAGGCAGCGGCGGCAUAUGGCGAGCCGCCAUCAUCAUCAUCAGCAGGAGGAGGGAGAGGAGGAGGAGGGAGAAGAAGAGGAAUUGGAGGCCGGCGGGGAUAGGGCUGCUUUGCUGAUGAGGCCAUCCUGUUGAUCGAUGAUGAUAAAAAAGCUUCCUUUUGAUUUCCAAAUUUCUUUGCUCUCUUUUGCUGGUUUGAUCAACAUUUCUCAUGCUAUCUUGAGGAUGACAAGUGAAGAACGUGUAAACAAGGAAGAAAGGAAGGCGCAUUUGGAUGUUGAUGAAAUGAUAUAAUAUAAUUUUACAUGUUGAAGAAAUUUUCUAAAUGGAGAAGGGGUCUCAAAGUAAGGACAAGCAGUAAUUCUGUGGAAUUAAGGAGAAUAUUUACUUUUUGGGUGAGGUGAGAGUUGGGGUGAUUGAACUGCUUUUUUUUUUUUUUUAAUCCUUGUGUGGCUUAUAUCUAUCUAUCUAUCGGUCUAUCCAUAUACAUUGUUUAAGUAGUUUUACUAAGUAUCUCUAUUUAGAAAAUUAUGAGAUGAGAACUCUUUUGGAGAUAAGUCUAUGAUAUAUCCAAGUAUUUAUGUCAUUAUUAGUUCAUGAUCUUGAUGAAUGCAGGCACUCCUCAUACAGGGUAAAUGACAUCUUUAGCAGUCAGUCUCUAUAUUGAUAUAACAAUCAUGUCUUUUUUCACUAUGAAUUUAGCAG
This is a messenger RNA of Linum tenue, 1721 nucleotides long. The record is from the annotation of a GenBank genome assembly. NCBI's taxonomy places the organism in Eukaryota, Viridiplantae, Streptophyta, Magnoliopsida, Malpighiales, Linaceae.